GAUUAUUUUUUGAUAAAAAUAUUUUUUGAUAACUACAAUAAUUUAUUCCAUUUCAGUUACCGCCCUACUUUCAUAAGGAUACCAAUCAUGGGCAGGCUGGAAGUCCUUGGUUCGUUUUUAAUAGCAUUCCUAUUUACAACGUCAGGAUUAUGUGAGGACAUACCCUGCGCCGACCGCGAUGUGGGCAUCGAAGGCAGGUCCAUAGUCUGCGUUUGCAACGCGACGUACUGCGAUACCAUAUCCCGAGAAACGGUGCCUCCGGGGACCUACUUCAUGUACACGUCUAGUUUUGCGGGUCAACGAUUUGAGAAAUCAAGUGGAGUCAUUGAAACAUCGGAGCAAACAGACGUUGACGAAACUGGGGCCGACUAUAUUUCAGAUUUCAAGAAUUUCCCUUCUUAUAAUGAUGAAGACGAUGACGACUUUCAAGAAACCAUAUGGAAUCGAGUGGUCUUAAGGUUGUUCACUAUAAUUCGAUCACAAUUCAUUGAAGGCUUCGGAGGGUCUGUGACGGACGCAGCUAGCAUCAACUGGCGAAAGCUUUCAGAUCCAGUUCAACACGAAUUAAUCAGGUCCUACUUCAGCACCGACGGGCUAGAAUACAACCUGAUUAGAGUUCCGAUCGGCGGUGCAGACUUCUCAACCCACCCUUACACUUAUAACGAGCUACCUUGGAACGACGGAGCGCUCACCAACUUUUCACUCAGCGAUGAAGACCUAUUUUAUAAGCUGCCCAUGAUCAAGUUAGCUCAAGAAGCCGCUCCUGAAGAGAUCAAAAUAACGGCCAGCACCUGGUCCCCUCCAGUUUGGAUGAAGACUAACGAGAGAAUCACUGGCUUUGGACAGGUCAAACCAGAGUUCUAUCAGUCGUACGCUGAUUAUCACCUACGAUUCAUUGAAGAAUAUGAUAAAGCCGAAGUGAAGAUCUGGGCUAUUACCACCACUAACGAACCAAUCAACGGUAUUAUUCCCAUAGUGAACUUCAAUUCUUUGGGAUGGACUCCUGCGCAAUUGGGUCGCUGGGUGGCAAACAAUCUUGGUCCUACGAUUAGAAACUCCAAAUACAACCAAACACUUAUUUUGGCUGUGGACGAUCAGCGCUACAUUCUACCAAUCUGGUUGAGAGGGAUGGAGAGAGAAGAUCCCCGUUCUAUUGAGUACAUAGAUGGUAUAGCUAUCCAUUACUACGGUAACUUCGUACCACCAAUCAUUCUAAGCAAGAUCCAGGAACGGUAUCCAGGGAAAAUACUGCUUUCCACAGAAGCUUGUGAAGGACCUAUGCCUUGGGAUCAGAUGAAAGUGGAAGUCGGAUCUUGGGCCCGAGCACGAAGAUACACAACCAGCAUAUUAGAAGAUCUGAACAACCGCGUCGUAGGCUGGAUUGACUGGAACCUAUGCUUGGACCCUGAAGGGGGCCCAAACUGGGCGGACAACUUCGUCGACGCACCGAUCCUUGUGUACGAAGAGAAUGACGAAUUUAUCAAACAACCAAUGUUCUACGCAAUGGGACAUUUCUCCAAGUUCAUCCCAAGAGGGUCAAGGGUCAUCAGAGCGGCUAGACGGAGCCUUGCCACGCUGGAGAACAUUGCUGUGUUGACACCCAGAGAUACCAUUGUUAUGGUCAUACAAAACAGACACACCAGUGAGAGAAAUGUGCGCAUUAACGUCGACCCAUCACGGUUCAUACGGUUCAGGAUGGAGGCGCAAUCUAUAAAAACUAUUGAAAUAAACCCAAAUUCAUAAAAAUAACAA
Molecule: messenger RNA, 1752 nt
Organism: Amyelois transitella
Lineage: Eukaryota; Metazoa; Arthropoda; Insecta; Lepidoptera; Pyralidae
Product: lysosomal acid glucosylceramidase
Exons: 13
Coding region: 88-1743 (551 amino acids)
Biological process (GO): glucosylceramide catabolic process
Molecular function (GO): glucosylceramidase activity
Source: RefSeq, a predicted model, not a curated record